Neomonachus schauinslandi (Hawaiian monk seal) is the source of this 3337-nucleotide messenger RNA. It is a transcript of the gene TTLL3, whose product is annotated as tubulin tyrosine ligase like 3. Gene Ontology annotation, biological process: protein modification process; cilium movement; cilium assembly. Lineage: Eukaryota; Metazoa; Chordata; Mammalia; Carnivora; Phocidae. The record is from RefSeq and is a predicted model, not a curated record. Gene Ontology annotation, cellular component: cilium.
AUGCAGGGCCCCGGCGCGGCGCUGCUCCGGAGCGCGGGGGAGCUGGGGGUCGCGCACCAGGGCUCCGCCGCCUGGUACUGCCAAGAGGACAGCCGCACCAGUUCUCCCGCCCCAUGGCCCUGGGCGUGCCACUCAGAGUUCCGGCCUCCCGAGACACUGCCUUGGCCGGGGCCCGCCUCCGCCUGUCCCGGGGGGCUUUGCGCUGGCGGCAAAGGCCGGGCCGGCAGUCCCUCUUUGAGCCGCCUAGGCCAUGCCUUCGAGUCGCUGGCCCAAGGCACCCACACCCAGAACGCAGCUGAUCUCCGCCCCCAUGGGUCCCCGCACACUCCGGCUCCGGAUGAUGCCCAGUCGCCGGAUGGUUCCCUUGUCCUCUGGCGAGGAUUCUCCAAGCCAUCUCACCACAUGGGCCGGCUCAGAAACGCCAGGAUCCACGUGGAGAGAGCUGUCAAGCAGAAAAAGAUCUUUAUGAUCCAAGGCCGCUACCCAGUGAUACGGUGCCUCUUGCGCCGGAGAGGCUGGGUGGAAAAGAAGAUGAUCCAUCACUCGGGCACCACCCUGCCACCACCCCAGAAGGAUCUGGAUAGCUCAGUAAUGGGUGAUAGUGACACCACUGAGGAUGAGGAUGAAGAAGAGGACGAGGCAUUUCGGCCACCGCAGCUGUUUGACUUUGAUGAUUUACUGGAAUUUGAUGACCUAGAUGGGACACAUGCUCUGAUGGUGGGUCUAUGUCUCAAUCUCCGGAAUUUGCCAUGGUUUGAUGAGGCUGAUGCUGACUCCUUCUUUCCGCGCUGCUACCGCCUGGGGGCUGAGGAUGACAAAAAGGCCUUCAUAGAGGACUUCUGGCUGACAGCUGCCCGCAACGUUCUCAAGCUGGUGGUAAAGUCCGAAUGGAAGUCAUACUCUAUCCAGGCAGAAGAGGAAGAGUCCCCAGGAGACAAACAGCCCAAGAAACAGGAGAAAAAGCCAGUGAUGGUGUCCCCAGAGUUUGUGGAUGAGGCUCUGUGCGCCUGUGAGGAGCACCUUAGCAACCUGGCUCACAUGGACAUCGACAAGGACCUGGAGGCGCCGCUGUACCUCAGCCCUGAGGGCUGGUCCGUCUUCCUCCAGCGCUACUACCAAGUGGUCCACGAGGGGGCAGAACUCAGGCACCUCGACGCUCAGGUCCAGCGCUGUGAGGACAUCUUGCAGCAGCUGCGGGCUGUGGUGCCCCAGAUGGACAUGGAAGGAGAUCGCAACAUCUGGAUCGUGAAGCCGGGAGCCAAGUCCCGAGGACGAGGCAUCAUGUGUAUGGACCACCUGGAGGAGAUGCUGAAGCUGGUUGAUGGCAACCCCAUGAUGAUGAAGGACGGCAAGUGGGUGGUACAGAAGUAUAUUGAACGGCCUCUGCUCAUCUUUGGCACCAAAUUUGACCUGAGACAGUGGUUCCUGGUGACCGACUGGAACCCACUUACCGUGUGGUUCUACCGUGACAGCUACAUCCGCUUCUCCACACAGCCCUUUUCUUUGAAGAACCUUGACAACUCAGUGCACUUGUGCAACAACUCCAUUCAGAAGCACCUGGAGAAUUCAUGCCAUCGGCACCCGCUGCUGCCCUCAGACAACAUGUGGUCGAGCCAGAAGUUCCAGGCGCACCUGCAGGAGAUGGGGGCCCCAGACGCCUGGGCCACUGUCAUCGUGCCUGGCAUGAAGGCUGCAGUGAUCCAUGCCCUGCAGACCUCCCAGGACACUGUGCAGUGUCGGAAGGCCAGCUUCGAGCUCUACGGUGCUGACUUCGUGUUUGGUGAGGACUUCCAGCCCUGGCUGAUCGAGAUCAAUGCCAGCCCCACCAUGGCCCCCUCCACUGCUGUCACCGCCCGGCUCUGUGCAGGCGUGCAAGCCGACACCCUGCGUGUGGUCAUCGACCGGCGGCUAGACCGCAGCUGUGACACAGGAGCCUUUGAGCUCAUCUACAAGCAGCCUGCCGUGGAGGUACCCCAGUAUGUGGGUAUCCGGCUCCUAGUAGAGGGCUCCACCAUCAAGAAGCCCCUGGCAAUGUGUCACCGGCGGAUGGGGGUCCACCCAGCACUCCUUCACCUGCUGACCCAGAGAGGCUCUGGGGAAGCCCCUUACCACUUCCCCAGCCUCCACACCAAGGCCCGGCUGUCUUCUCCCCAUGUGCUCCGAUCCCAGGGGCGGGUCCUCAGACUGCAACACAGCAAGUUGGUGGGCUCUAAGGCCCUGUCGACCACAGGCAAGGCCUUGAUGACUCUACCUACUGCCAAGGUUUUGAUUUCCUUCCCACCUAACCCUGAGCUCAAGUUGGCAUCCAGCGUCCUGAAACCAAGAAAGGCUGUUGCUCCCCAGCGCCUUCGUGGUUCCCAUCCUGGAGGUGCCUGUGGCCUCUACCCUUUGAAGUUGGAAAUCUUCCUAGCACCCACAGGAAGGUCAAGGCCAAAGGCAAGUUCAAGACCAGACUGUGACAAACCCGAGGCUGAGGCAUGCCUCAUGAAGACACUGAGCCUUCCAGGACCCCUGCCCUUUAUCAGUGCAUACCAGGGGCUAGGGGGCAUAGGGGACGUGAGGCUAGAAAAGCCCUUGCUUCGGUUCACUGCCCCUAUCCUGGAUGCAACGCCAAAUAAAAAGGAGCAAGUGAAGUAUCCUGGGCUUGGCUCCAUUUCUAUUGGAGGGUGAAGAAGAGGGUAGGCUGGGGCCCUAAACCCCAAGGUCCAGAAUGAGAGCUGUGGAGGCCAUCAGCAACCUCUCCACAAAGCAAAGGGCCAGAACUCCACCCCCUAGUGACAGACAUGGGGCUUUCUAUGCAGGAACUCUCUGGCAUCUCCGAUCUUGGAUUGGGGGAUAAGCCUCACGUUGUAGAUGAAGAAACGGAGUCUGAACAAGGAGACAUGGCUUGCCCAAGAUCAUGUGGCAGUGAGAAGGCUAGGACAUAUUGCCAGACUGCUCACCACUGGGAGAUCUCCAAGCCCCAAGCCCAGGGGAGAACCUGGGCUGGCAGCAGAGUGACAUCUAAUGGGCAUCAGAUUUACAACAUGAGAUGGGGGAAGGAUGGACCUUGCCUAAACACCAGCCCUUCUCCAGAGGGAGUUGGUCUGUCCCUUCCUCAGCAAGGGGCCAUGGUCACCUAGAAAGGAAAUACCCAACCAGCCAUACCCAUCUGAAAAACUUUGGUAUUUCUUAGUUGUAGUGAGUUGAAUGGUAGCCUCUCUCCCCGCAAAAGAUACAUCUGCCUGGAACCCGUGAAUAACUUUCUUUGGAAAAAUGGUCUUCAUAGAUGUAUUAAGUUAAAGAUCUUGAGAUGAGAGUACUCUGGAUUAUCCAGGUGGGCCCUAAAUCCAAUGAC